Molecule: messenger RNA, 1075 nt
Organism: Centruroides sculpturatus (bark scorpion)
Lineage: Eukaryota; Metazoa; Arthropoda; Arachnida; Scorpiones; Buthidae
Exons: 2
Coding region: 345-680 (111 amino acids)
Source: RefSeq, a predicted model, not a curated record
UCUGGAACCACAUGCUCAGAUACAUCGCCCACAGUUCCAUCAUUGUUUCCGACAGCGCAACCCAAUAUCACGGUUGUACGACGAUGGGCUUCUCUGAACAUAAGAUCGUCAAUCACAGCCAGCGGGGCCCCAGGAGGUAAAGAAGAUAAAACUGUGCAAUGUGUUAUGCGAAAGAAAUGAACAGGCGUUAUUGAAAAGUGACAUUUUUCUUUUAUUUCCCGAGCAGAUUUGUCAACACCGAUAAUCCCAAGGCCCACACUCAGAACAUCAAGUGCAGAAAUUGCCAGCUGAAGAAGUCCAUCAAGUCGCUCCGCACUGACAGGAGCCUGCAGAGCUACAACUGUAUGUACAUGUACAGGACGUGGGUCCUGUCCCAGUUGCCAACAACAUCAGCAAAAUUCCAACAGUUUCUCGGGGACAAUGCGGCCAUCUACUCGGGCCCCGGUCGUCAGGGUCUCCAACUCCGGAUGAUCGGUGUGCCCACAAAUCAACAUCUGCCGCCGGAUGAGCCCUAUUUCGAUGUUCCCGUGCACAAGGGCAACGUAGAAAAACAACAAGGGGAUGACAACUGCCCAACAACAUCAGGUGCCAACAACACCUUUGUCAUCGACCCCCAGGACCUAGCCAAAACGAGGACCAGAAGCCUCACCCCGUCCUCACCUACGCAACAUCAGAAAUAGGCUAGGCGUCGCCAAGAAGCGAAAGGUUGUGGCGGGAGACGCAGGAGGAAACGUUGUUAAAGGUGAAUGUACAAUCUGGUUUCAAAACAAUUUUCUAUUAGCCUAAGUAGUGACAGUAACCUCCGAAGAGGUAGGUCAGGUGUUUUGGACAAGCCGCGAAAGGGGCACAUAGUACUAGCCGACCGCGAUCGAAACAAAGUGUGUUGGUAAAUGACUUAGGGCCCGCGCUCAUCUUUGACUUAGGGCCCUAGGCCCCUAAGUCAAAGAUGAGCGUGGGAUCGUGCGAAAAGGACCUAACUCUGCAAUAAUUAGACUGUAAUAACAUUAGAAUAGGUCGAUAGGCUUAGCAAUGCUUAGUACGAUACAAUAAUUAGACUGUAGUAAUAGAAUAGGUC